AUGCAAAGAUACCUCCAAUUUGUGGAUCGCUAUUUUACUCCCUUGUAUCAAUUAAAUGUAAAAGGCAAAGCCUUAGAAGAUCACCUAAUUUUACAGCAUAGCAAUAGAAUAUGUAUCGUUGCUGUUGCUCCAUCGCAUGCCAUGUUUCAAUGCCGCAGAAAGAUUACCAAUGUCGAUUUUCAAGUGACAUCAAAACUGAAUCGUUUAGAUAAUAAAGUAUCAGGAAAGAGAAAACGUGGAGCUCAAAUGGUCAAUGAAACUUCUCCUCUGUGUCACAUUACUUGUGAUGAUGGAAGCAAGUAUACUAUUAGUAGUUGCGUCAAAGGCAAACUUAUUGAAAUUAAUGAAUUAUUAAUAGAAAAUCCAGAUCUACUUGCAGAAAAGCCAUGUACUGAAGGCUUCAUCGCUGUAAUCUUGCCUCGUAAAGUCAAUCGCGACAAAAAUGGUGAUGACCCUAUACUAGGUGAUGGCUUUCUUAGUAAAGAAAGUUAUUGUAAAGCCAUUGCUGAUAGAGUGUCUGACUGAAAUAUUUCAAAUGUCAAUUCGCCAUUUUUAAUUGCAUACACCUAAAGUCAAAUGAUUCGUAUCGAUUUCAUUGACUUAUUGUAAAUACUGUACGUGUCGGAUUUCGUUCCAUAAAGAUAUUAGAUGCUGUAAAAAAAACUGCGGUGAAACUGAUUUUUUAGCGACGUUAUAAACGUUUAUUUAAAAAACGUAGCCUACAUUGAAGCUAAAUAGUAAUGACAGUAUCAGCUACUAAUGCCUAAAUUCUGAUGAAUCCAUAAGCAUUCAAGAAAUAAAUUGUGAUA
Molecule: messenger RNA, 809 nt
Organism: Trichoplax adhaerens
Lineage: Eukaryota; Metazoa; Placozoa; Uniplacotomia; Trichoplacea; Trichoplacidae
Exons: 6
Coding region: 1-525 (174 amino acids)
Cellular component (GO): nucleus
Source: RefSeq, a predicted model, not a curated record